This is a messenger RNA of Castor canadensis (American beaver), 2440 nucleotides long. It is a transcript of the gene Sord, whose product is annotated as sorbitol dehydrogenase. Gene Ontology annotation, biological process: D-sorbitol catabolic process. The record is from RefSeq and is a predicted model, not a curated record. NCBI's taxonomy places the organism in Eukaryota, Metazoa, Chordata, Mammalia, Rodentia, Castoridae. Gene Ontology annotation, molecular function: L-iditol 2-dehydrogenase (NAD+) activity; zinc ion binding.
CAGAGUCCAGGCCCCGCCUUCGCCCGGUACCCUCGACCCUCAGCCAGGCGGCUACUAGAACCAACUCCGGUCCAGCAGACUCCAACCUCCACCCGAAAGCGAGAGAGAGAGCGACAUGGCGGCAGCAGAUAAGGCCGAGAACCUCUCGCUGGUGGUGCACGGACCCGGGGACAUUCGCUUGGAGAACUAUCCAAUCCCUGAGCCAGGCCCAAAUGAGGUGCUGCUGAAGAUGCAUUCUGUUGGAAUCUGUGGCUCAGACGUCCACUACUGGCAGCAUGGCCGAAUUGGAGAUUUUGUUGUGAAAAAACCAAUGGUGCUGGGGCAUGAAGCUGCAGGAACAGUUGUAAAAUUGGGGUCAUCGGUAAAGCACCUAAAACCAGGUGAUCGUGUUGCCAUUGAGCCUGGUUAUCCCCGAGAAACAGAUGAAUUCUGCAAGAUUGGCCGAUACAAUCUGACACCAUCUAUUUUCUUCUGUGCCACACCCCCGGAUGAUGGGAAUCUUUGCCGGUUCUAUAAGCACAAUGCUGACUUCUGCUACAAGCUUCCUGAUGGUGUCACCUUUGAGGAAGGGGCCUUGAUUGAGCCACUCUCUGUUGGAAUCUAUGCCUGCCGGCGAGGAGGAAUCUCUUUAGGGAACAAGGUCCUUGUUUGUGGAGCUGGGCCAAUUGGGCUGGUCAGUUUGCUUGUGGCCAAGGCAAUGGGAGCAGCUCAAGUAGUGGUGACUGAUCUAUCUGCACCUCGGUUGUCCAAAGCCAAGGAAGUCGGAGCUGAUUUCAUUCUCCAGAUCGCUAAGGAGAGCCCUAAGGAAGUUGCCAGUAAAGUGGAGGAGCUGUUGGGGUGCAAGCCAGAUGUCACCAUCGAGUGCACAGGGGUGGAGUCCUCGGUCCAAACAGGCAUCUAUGCUACUGCUUCUGGUGGAACACUGGUGAUCGUGGGGAUGGGCUCUGAGAUGAUCAGUAUACCCCUAGUGCAUGCAGCCGCCCGGGAGGUGGAUAUCAAGGGCGUGUUUCGAUACUGCAACACGUGGCCGAUGGCGAUUUCAAUGCUUGCAUCCAAGACUAUGAAUGUAAAACCCUUAGUCACCCACAGGUUUCCUCUGGAGAAAGCUGUGGAGGCCUUUGAAACAUCCAAAAAGGGAGUGGGGUUGAAAGUCAUGAUCAAGUGUGACCCCAAUGACCAGAAUCCCUGAUGUGAAUUGGGCUAUGCCCUCAUCCCACCCUCAGCAUCUCAGGGCUUAAUGACUGGGCCAGGGUGGGCCUUGAUGCCAAACUUUCUUUUGAAUGAUAAGAUUAAUUAAUGGAAUUUAUUAUAAGCAGAGAGCCUUGUAGAGGAGUUGGUGUACCUUAAAAAUGCAAGUACGGGUUGUUUGGGGGAACUGGUACAUAGAAUGACCUGCUUGUGCUGAGCAAAGUCCAGCAGGUAGAGCAGAAUUUGUCAGGCAUGCACUGGGAGCUCCCCUUUUCCCUUCUUCUUUGGGUGGGGAGACAAAUCUUGCCGUUGGUUUCCUGGUUCCUCUGUGACUGGCCAGGGAAUGGGGCUGAAUUAUGAAGAGACAAUUUCAUGAAGACUUAACUGGCUCUGGGGCUGAUUUUCAGGGUCUGGGAUGAGGGGAUGCCAGUUGUAGUUCAAAGCAGUGUUUCUAGAGUGAAGUGAUAAUUGGUUUGAUGAUAAAAAGAGAAUGAGAAAAGGGAUUUAACUUCCUGGGUCCAGAAACCAGGAAUGAAACCAAUCAAAUGAAUAAAACCAAGACCGCAUAUGAGGUCACACCAUCUUGCAUUCCCCAAAAUGUGGAAAGAGUGAGGGCACAUCUUAAGCCUGCUUGAAGAUCACCCCUUCUUCAACUCCUGAGAAUUCUGUCAUUCCAUUUACAAGGCAGAUAGCCACCUUCCCAACACUCCCCAGCCCACCUGAAGCAAGGUCCUUGUUGCUAGGCAACCAGGAGAUACCCAUCUGAGGACAGAUGCUGUCUAGCUCAUUGGUCAGCCACCUGCGGGCUUGACAUCCCCACCCCAAAGGAUUAACAUCUGCUCCUAGGCUCCCUCACUGAUGAUUGUUAGACAGUUACGUGCAAUUCUGGUCAUUGUAGACAGAAAUCCCUGCUCACAACCAGUGAAGGCUCUUAGUACCUUCCUGUCUGUUGGAAGGAUGUUUCUGACCUGUUUUAUUUUAAUCAUGAGGUUUUUCUAUUUAAUAUUUGAACCUUGAUCAUACCCUUUGUGACUUUGAGAUGAUGAAUCAAGAGCAAGGAUGUAGUAGCUGUGACAUAACUUGGGCUGCAGCCUUUGCUCCUCACUUCAGCUGUGGGUAGAGGGUGAGUUUGAUGAGACUCUGGCUGCUUAGACUUCUUAUAAUGGGGAAGGCCAUGGCCAGUACCUGAAAUUCCUCGAACUGCUUGGGACAAUAAAUUCUCUUGCUGGUAUCUGACUCCUGCUGCCGUUUA